AUUGCACAUGGUACCACAUCAUUAUGGCGACACCACACUUCUGAAAAUUCAGUCAGAAGAACAUGAUAAUAUCAUAGUUGCCUACCCUCCCGCAUCCUGCGGGAGCCUCCCGUUUCAGCCAUAAAUCUCCUGAUCCCCUGCUUUAUAGGUCAAUUCUCCCGGAUUCUUCAGAUUCUGUCAGGGGUGACACUAAGGAGUUUCUUUGCAAGAACAACCUCGUCCAGCACAAUGAAAAUCUUGUUACUUAAAGACCCCAAAAAUAGCGACGUAGCCUCAGAUCCCUAUGUCCAGGAGUUCUCAUCAUAUGGAUUUCAAGCAACGCUAAUCCCUGUGUUAUCCUUUAAAUUUGUGUCCCUAGAGCAUCUGUAUGACAAGCUGUGUCAUCCUGAGAGCUAUGAGGGUCUGAUAUUCACCAGCCCGAGAGCAGCAGAAGCCGUCAGACUGUGCCUGGAGAAGCCCAGUAAUAGAGAAGACUGGGAACAUUCUCUGAAAGACAAGUGGAAUUCUAAGUGCAUCUACGUGGUUGGAAAAGCUACUGCUACUCUGGUUGAUGGCCUUGGUCUGUGCUCUGAAGGUGAAGCAUCUGGUAACGCAGACAAACUGGCUGACCUCAUUUGCUCAAAACAAGUGUCUUAUGCGGGUCCAAUCCUGUUCCCAUGUGGCGCUCUAAAGAGGGAGGUCCUUCCAAAGAGGCUCCAGGAGAAAGAUGUACCCCUGGAGACCAUUACUGUUUAUCAAACGGCCCAGCAUCCCGAUAUACGAUCGCGCCUGGCAGAUUAUUUCACAAAGGAAGGGAUCCCAGCAAGUAUCGUCUUUUUCAGUCCAUCCGGAGUGAAGUUCUGUCUCAAGAUAAUCCAGGAACUAUCAAAUGAUCAACUAAACCAAAUUAAGUUUGCUGCGAUUGGCCCUACAACAGCCGAGGCAAUGGCUGCGGAAGGCCUGUGUGUCAGCUGCACAGCGCAGAAUCCCACCCCUCAGGAACUGGCCCAGGGGAUACACCAAAUCCACAAGCCAUAACCCCGCUGAUGGUGGUAUAAGGAGCAUCUGACAAUCGCCGCGGAAAUGAGUGGGAUCUCGAUGUCAUUACUGUGAUGCCGUCCAUAUUGGAACUUUAUUUAUGUAAAAUAGAUGUGAUGACAUUAAAUGUUAUUUGUCCAUGUGAUAUUCUCUGAUGGUCUAUUCGGGAACAUCGGAACGAGUUGUCCCAAUUAGUGGUUAGGUGUUUUACGUAUCUACGCGCUUGUGAGAGGUUGAUGAGCAUAUGUGCUAUAGUUAAUGUAUAAUAGUUAAUGUGGACACUAUUAUGUACUAAGAAUAAAAUAGGGUUGGAAAAAUGAAUACUUGAAUAAUGAAAAUUGGUUGAUGUUUGUUUUGAUUAAAGACCGUUUUGUUAAAAGAGUCCACUAUGAGGUAGUGUAGUGCUUUAACCACCACAAUAUUAAAAUAUACUAGGGAUGUUGUCCACCAGGGCCAGACUGGAAAAAUGCCAGAAGAGCCAGUCAGGCUGCCUGAACACCUGGCCGGGAAGCUCCGGCUCCUGGCGUUCUGCUUGUCCGGCACGGAGAGACAGACGGGCCAUGCCCCUGUGACUUGCGAUAUGCCCCUGUGAGGCGUGGCCAUGCCCUUUUUUUCAAGUGCGCACAUCACAGUCUGUCCCAGUUGUCCUCCAACCCCUUAAUAUAUCCUGCCCCCCUUUGCAAUAAAGAGGACCCCCAACCUUUGCAAUCCCCGCUUAUCUAAAGCCAGAAUGCCCAUUACACCAUAAAUCACAUUACUGGGUGACAAAUAACCUUCUAAAGAGGAUAAUGGAAAAGAUGACUAUAGCAGUCAGUAAGCUAUCAUUUAUCUAGAACAUUCUACAUAAUGAUAGCUAGAAGCUGAUAUACUGUAGGCAUUAUUCACUGUAAAGCUGCAUCAUGAUCCGGGCCAGUAAUAUGGGUUCAGGUUAGGAGGACGGACGUUCAUGGCAGCCCCUCCAGAAGACAGGUUUGUGGGGCUGAUUAUAUUAAUUGAAGGGGAGUUAUUGUCUCAUUCACAAUGUGUGUCCGGACCCUUGGAUGUAUUUGAGGUACUGUAUUAUAAUGUAUACAUUAAUAUUCUCCAGUCACUUUGUGUAGCUCCCCUCCUUUUCCUAAUCUUGCCUAGAACAUGGUUUCACAGAUUAUACGCUUAUGUCAAAUACAUUUAGUUCUGAGAAGUUAAUUAGGGGGUAGGGGGAACUGUAUCAAACCUUCCAGAGAGAUAAAACGGAGAAGUUGCCUGUAGCAACCAAAGAGAUUCUGCCAUUUUUAAACUCUGGUAAGAUAAAUGAUAGCUGAAAGCUGAUUGGUUGAUAUGGGUAACUUUACUUUAUCUCUCUCAAAGGUUUGAUACAUCUCAAACUUUAUACACACCUCUAAAACAACAACAUGUAUUUUAUAAGUUUAAUGAUUUGUUACAUAAAAGUGAUGCACUGAGGGCUGAGAAUAUAAUGACCGUGGAAGGCGGAAGGGGUAGGACACGUUUUUGUACAAAUCAUCCUGAUUUAUGUUCCUUUAGGUCAGGCAUGUCCAAACUGCGGCCCUCCAGCUAUUGUGAAACUACAUAUCCCAGCAUGCCCUGACACAGUUUUGCUGUCAGAGAAAACUAAAGCUGUGUCAGGGCAUGCUGGGAUGUGUAGUUUCUCAACAGCUGGAGGGCCGCAGUUUGGACAUGCAUGCUUUAGGUAUAAUCUUUAGCAUGCAAAUAGGCUUGCUUAAAUGUAACAGGAAGUGUUAUUUAUCACUUUCUACGGUGCUCUGGUCAUGUGGCCUCUGCCAGCAGACUGCAGCUAAUUAGUUUGCUACUCGUGAAGCCUGGCGCUAGUUUAUUUGUGGAAUCAAUUUAUAAAAAAAGAAAAAAAAAAAGCCUCACAGGCAAUAUUACUUCCGUACAGAUUGUACUUCUCUGGUCACGCUCCGCAGAGAACGAUCUAUCUCGACUUCAGUCUGCGCUGAUAUAAUAAUCUGUUUGCUGCUUGUACAUUUAUUGUAGUAUUUGCCAAUGUACCUAUAUAUCAGGUGGUUGAUUUUUUUUUUCUUUUCCGCUUAAUAAAACCAGCUACGAUUGAUGUUGUUUAAAACUAGUAAAUUGUGACUUAUGUGCAACAAUAAAAUGCUUGUUUGUGUCCAAGGGAAA
This is a messenger RNA of Pseudophryne corroboree (corroboree frog), 3156 nucleotides long. It is a transcript of the gene UROS, whose product is annotated as uroporphyrinogen III synthase. The record is from RefSeq and is a predicted model, not a curated record. Gene Ontology annotation, biological process: uroporphyrinogen III biosynthetic process. The coding region runs from base 229 to 1017 and encodes 262 amino acids. Gene Ontology annotation, cellular component: cytosol. The transcript is spliced from 10 exons. Gene Ontology annotation, molecular function: uroporphyrinogen-III synthase activity. Lineage: Eukaryota; Metazoa; Chordata; Amphibia; Anura; Myobatrachidae.